Molecule: messenger RNA, 1545 nt
Organism: Marasmius oreades (fairy-ring Marasmius)
Lineage: Eukaryota; Fungi; Basidiomycota; Agaricomycetes; Agaricales; Marasmiaceae
Exons: 4
Coding region: 1-1545 (514 amino acids)
Source: RefSeq, a predicted model, not a curated record
AUGAAGUACGAUUGUGUUGUGGUCGGCUCUGGCCAUGCUGGGAGUUGUGCUGCUUUAUCUGCGGUGGAAAAUGGUUGCAAGAAAGUCCUCCUGGUCGAUAGCUGCUCGCCUGAAUGGGUUGGUGGCAAUGGUUACUUCACAGCUGGUGCCCAUCGUAUUGUCCAUGGAGGCUUGCACGACCUUCUUCCACUAGUUCGUAACGUGAGUCCGGAGAUGGCUAGCAAGAUCGACAUGGAUCCCUAUACUGCCGAACAGUUCGAAGAAGACAUCAUGCGGCUCGGUGGUAGAAGGUCCAAUAAGGCUUUAGUGAACGCCGUUGUCCACAAUUCGAGAGACACAUUAGGCUGGCUCCACAAUCACGUCAAUGUGCCCUUCAUUUUCCCGUUCCAUCGACAGGCCUAUGAAGUUGACGGCAGACAAAAGUUCUGGGGUGGAUUGGUUAUUAGCGUUGAAGACGGAGGCAAGGGAUUGAUUACUGCUCACCAACGAGCUUUGGCCAAAGCUGGCGUUGAAGUCUGGUUCAAUUCCCCUAUCAUACGCUUGAUCGUGCAGGAUAACUCCACCAAGGGUAUUAUCGUACAAAGGGAUGGCUUAGAUAUCGAGUUUCAGACACCAGCUGUCGUACUUGCCGCUGGUGGGUUUGAGGCUAAUUCUGAGAUGCGAGAAAAGCACCUGGGACCGGGUUGGGAGAAGGCCAAGGUUCGUGGAACACCUUAUAAUACUGGUGAUUGUCUUCGUCUAGCUCGCGAAGUAGGGGCCAAGUUCUCUGGGGACUGGUCUGGAUGCCACAGCACUGCGUGGGACGCUAACGCUCCAGACUCAGCAGGAGCAAGAGAUGUCACCAAUCAGUUCACGAAAUCUGGGUACCCAUUGGGUGUUAUGGUCAACCUAAACGGGGAACGCUUCGUUGAUGAGGGCGAAGACUUCCGUAACUACACCUAUGCGAAGUUCGGAAGAGCUAUCCUUUCUCAGCCAGAAGGAAUUGCUUUCCAAAUCUGGGACUCCAAGGUUCUGGGCUCGUUACGAAAAGAAGAAUACGGGGACGGUGUAACCGAGAAGAUCUAUUCAGACACCUUAGAAGGCUUGGCUCAACGGUUGGGUGAGAAAGGAUUGCGAGACCAGAGUCGCUUCCUUUCCACUAUGCAAGAGUUCAACGACGCCGUGCGCUUGCACGAAGCGGAAUAUCCUGACCAAAAGGCAGACCUUUCUAUCAAGGACGGUUUCUCUACGCAGUCUUCUCAACGUUCUGUGACUCCGCCAAAGUCUAAUUGGGCUCUCGCUCUCGAUCGUGAUCCAUUCAUGGCAGUGAAAGUGACGUGCGGUAUCACCUUUACCUUUGGCGGUUUAGCGAUUGAUGCCGAGACGGCGGCCGUAGUCUCUGAAACUACUGGGGAAACCAUCGAUGGCCUUUUCUGUACAGGAGAGAUGGUGGGCGGACUAUUUUACACCAAUUAUCCUGGCGGAAGUGGCUUGACUGCUGGUGCCGUCUUUGGGAGAAAAGCAGGAUAUGGAGCCUCUUUGCGAAGUGGAAAAAUUAACUCAUAG